Messenger RNA from Papilio xuthus (Asian swallowtail), 690 nucleotides. RefSeq names its product Iron-sulfur cluster assembly 1 homolog MagR (gene MagR). Lineage: Eukaryota; Metazoa; Arthropoda; Insecta; Lepidoptera; Papilionidae. Gene Ontology annotation, cellular component: cytoplasm; mitochondrion. The coding region runs from base 103 to 498 and encodes 131 amino acids. Gene Ontology annotation, biological process: iron-sulfur cluster assembly. The transcript has 3 exons. Gene Ontology annotation, molecular function: 2 iron, 2 sulfur cluster binding. The record is from RefSeq and is a predicted model, not a curated record.
GUCAAAAUUCGACUAAAAUAAAAUUUCGUUACCUAUUUUAGCAGUGAUAUGUAAUAACGAAAACAGAUUUUGUUAAUACAGAAAUCAGCUUUAUUGCACACGAUGGCUACCAAAACAAUUGCUAGUGCAACAGUAAGGGCUGUUAAGAAAAGGGUGCUCCCUUCGCGAGCCGCUUUGGUUUUGACUCCAACAGCCGUUCAAAAAGUGAAAGAGAUCAUGUCUAAGGAAGAAGCUAAAGGUUUUAUAGGAUUGAAAGUUGGGGUCAGACAAAGAGGUUGUAACGGAUUGUCCUACACAUUAGAUUAUGCAACAACUAAAGACAAAUUGGAUGAAGAAGUAAAACAGGAUGGUGUGACAAUUAUAAUAGACAAAAAAGCACAGUUAACCUUAUUAGGUACUGAAAUGGAUUUUGUAGAAGAUAAGCUCUCAGCUGAAUUUGUUUUUAACAAUCCAAACAUAAAAGGCACAUGUGGCUGUGGGGAAUCAUUUAGUAUAUAGAAUGAACUAUAAAUUGUUUUGCCUAGUCUCUCAUUAUCACCAAGCUUAGAUCUUUUGAUUGUAGAAUGAAAAAAAAAUUAAUAAACUAUGAAUGUGAAGGCACUCUUUAUUUUCUAAAAGUUUAAACAAGUUAGGCAAAGAUAGUAUUAAGUUUUUCUUGUGAUGAAUAGAUUGUAUUUUAUUGUACAGUAG